This is a messenger RNA of Clonostachys byssicola, 312 nucleotides long. The record is from the annotation of a GenBank genome assembly. NCBI's taxonomy places the organism in Eukaryota, Fungi, Ascomycota, Sordariomycetes, Hypocreales, Bionectriaceae.
AUGCAUUUCAUCAAGGCGGUUGCCUCUCUCUUUGCCCUUUCUAGCUGUGCUGCUGCGCAGUUUAGCGACUCUGAGUUUACCCUUGCUCGCCGUGAGCUUGCUGAAGCUGCCGAAGAGCAGUACCUUGCAGCCCGUGAUGAGUAUAUUGAGAAGCGUGACAUCUUCCGUCGUGCUGGUGGUAACGGAACCUGCCAAAAGGCCGGCAAUGGCAUGAGCUGUAGGAAGUAUUCUCCCGAGAAGAAGAUGAGGGUGCACUGUGGCCCUUGUGCCAAAAACGCCUCGCCCGGCCAGUAUUGCCUUUGCAACUGGUAA